Lipotes vexillifer (Yangtze River dolphin) is the source of this 14751-nucleotide messenger RNA. It is a transcript of the gene KMT2C, whose product is annotated as lysine methyltransferase 2C. Gene Ontology annotation, cellular component: MLL3/4 complex; nucleus. The transcript is spliced from 59 exons. Gene Ontology annotation, molecular function: protein binding; transcription coactivator activity; histone H3K4 methyltransferase activity. The coding region runs from base 1 to 14751 and encodes 4916 amino acids. Lineage: Eukaryota; Metazoa; Chordata; Mammalia; Artiodactyla; Lipotidae. Gene Ontology annotation, biological process: positive regulation of transcription by RNA polymerase II. The record is from RefSeq and is a predicted model, not a curated record.
AUGUCGUCGGAGGAGGACAAGAGCGCGGAGCAGCCGCAGCCGCCGCCACCCCCCCCCGAGGAGCCUGGAGCCCCGGCCCCGAGCCCCGCAGCCGCAGACAAAAGACCUCGGGGCCGGCCUCGCAAAGAUGGCGCUUCCCCUUUCCAGAGAGCCAGAAAGAAGCCUCGAAGUAGAGGAAAAAGUACAGUGGAAGAUGAGGACAGCAUGGAUGGGCUGGAGACAACAGAAACAGAAAAUACUGUGGAAACAGAAAUCAAAGAACAGUCAGCAGAAGAGGAUGCUGAAGCAGAAGUGGACAGCAGCAAGCAGCCAGUCCCAGCCUUUCAGCGUUCUGUAUCUGAGGAAUCUGCAACCUCCCUGGUCUCUGUUGGUAUAGAAGCCAAAAUCAGUGAACAGCUCUGCGCUUUUUGUUACUGUGGUGAAAAAAGCUCCUUAGGACAAGGAGACUUAAAACAAUUUAGAGUAACGCCUGGAUUUAUUUUGCCAUGGAAAAACCAGCCUUCUAACAAGAAGGACGUUGAUGACAACAGCAGUGGAACUUGUGAGAAAAUACAAAACUCAACACCACGAAAACAAAGAGGACAGAGAAAGGAACGGUCUCCUCAGCAGAAUAUAGUACCUUGUGUAAGUGUAAGCACGCAGACUGCUUCAGAUGAUCAGGCUGGUAAAUUAUGGGAUGAACUCAGUCUGGUUGGCCUUCCGGAUGCCAUUGAUGUCCAAGCCUUAUUUGACCCUACAGGCACUUGCUGGGCUCAUCACCGUUGUGUGGAAUGGUCACUGAGGGUGUGCCAGAUGGAAGAACCGUUGUCAGUGAACGUGGACAGAGCUGUUGUCUCAGGGAGCACAGAACGAUGUGCAUUUUGUAAGCACCUUGGAGCCACUAUCAAAUGCUGUGAAGAGAAAUGUGCCCAGAUGUACCAUUAUCCUUGUGCUGCUGGAGCCGGCACCUUUCAGGAUUUCAGUCACUUCUUCCUUCUUUGUCCAGAGCAUAUUGACCAAGCUCCUGAAAGAUCAAAGGAAGAUGCAAACUGUGCAGUGUGCGACAGCCCGGGAGACCUCUUAGAUCAGUUCUUUUGUACUACUUGUGGUCAGCACUAUCAUGGAAUGUGCCUGGAUAUAGCGGUUACUCCAUUAAAACGUGCAGGUUGGCAAUGUCCUGAGUGCAAAGUGUGCCAGAACUGCAAACAAUCGGGAGAAGAUAGCAAGAUGCUAGUGUGUGAUACGUGUGACAAAGGGUAUCAUACUUUUUGUCUUCAACCAGUUAUGAAAUCAGUACCAACCAAUGGCUGGAAAUGCAAAAAUUGCAGAAUAUGUGUCGAGUGUGGCACACGAUCUAGUUCUCAGUGGCACCACAAUUGCCUGGUAUGUGACAGUUGUUACCAACAGCAGGAUAACUUAUGUCCUUUCUGUGGGAAGUGCUACCAUCCAGAAUUGCAGAAAGACAUGCUUCAUUGUAAUAUGUGCAAAAGAUGGGUUCACUUAGAAUGUGACAAACCGACAGAUCAUGAACUGGAUUCUCAGCUCAAAGAAGAGUACAUCUGUAUGUAUUGCAAACACUUAGCUGAGAUGGAUCCAUUACAGCCAGGUGAUGAAGUGGAGAUGGCUGAACUCACUACAGAUUGUAACAAUGAAAUGGAAGUUGAAGGCCCUGAGGACCACAUGGUACUUCUGGAGCACGCGGCUAAUACAGACGUCGGUGGCCAGCAGCCCGCGCCUGGGACUGUUCCAGAUGCAGCUCACAUCCAUACUGGAGAGCAGCAGAGGAGUGAUCCGCCGGAAAGUCAUGACAUGCGUGGACUUCUCAUUGCUGAAUCAUCCCAAGAUAAAAUGAAUCCUGAAUUGGAAAAUCAGAUUUCUCGUGAAGUUGAUAGUGAAGAAAUGGAAAUGCCUCCUAAAGUGAUGCACACUUGCGGUGCCGAUCAAAAUGAGAACAAAAUGGAGGUGACAGACAGCGCUGAAGCCCUUGACCCCCAGGUUGCUGUGCAGCAGGGGGAAGUGCACGUGUUGGAGGGACCUAACAUGGCGGCGUCCCCAGAAGAAUCCCGGCCUCCAGGAGUCAACAUUGAAUCUGUCACCGUCCCGUCCCCGGGUGGGGAAGGUACGGCUUUAUGUUCUAAGGAACAGUUGGCCAUAGAAAGGGUACCAGAAGAAAUGGAACAGAAAGAAAAUCCUGAACCUUCUACUGCAUUUAUGGACUUCGAAGUGGCUCCUGCAGUUGAGAGUUGUGUGAAAGAUGGUGUAUGCCAAGAAAGCAAAUCUGUAAAAUUACCAUCUGAGACAGAGUCAUCAUUUUCAUCAGCAGCGGGCAUGAGCAAGGCAAAUGCGUCUUCCUCUCCAGCACUUUCUUCCGACUUGCCUUCCCACGACAUGCUGCAUGGUUACCCGUCGACUCCCAGUGCUUCUGCUGGAAACGUCAUGCCAACAACUUACAUCUCAGUCACCCCCAAAAUUGGCAUGGGUAAACCAGCUAUUACCAAAAGGAAAUUUUCUCCUGGUAGACCUCGGUCCAGACAGGGGGCUUGGAGUACCCAUAAUACAGUGAGCCCACCUUCCUGGUCCCCAGACAUUUCAGAAGGCCGGGAAAUUUUUAAACCCAGGCAGCUUCCUGGCAGUGCCAUUUGGAGCAUCAAAGUGGGCCGGGGGUCAGGAUUUCCAGGAAAGCGGAGACCUCGUGGUGCAGGACUGUCAGGACGAGGCGGCAGAGGCAGAUCAAAAUUGAAAAGUGGAAUCGGGGCAGUUGUGUUGCCCGGGGUGUCUGCUGCAGAUAUUUCAUCAAAUAAGGAUGAAGAAGAAAACUCUAUGCACAAUACAGUUGUGUUGUUUUCUAGCAGUGACAAGUUCACUUUGCAUCAGGAUAUGUGUGUAGUUUGUGGCAGUUUUGGCCAAGGAGCAGAGGGAAGAUUACUUGCCUGUUCUCAGUGUGGUCAGUGUUACCAUCCAUACUGUGUCAGUAUUAAGAUCACGAAAGUGGUUCUGAGCAAGGGUUGGAGGUGUCUGGAAUGCACUGUGUGUGAGGCCUGUGGGAAGGCGACAGACCCAGGAAGACUCCUACUGUGCGACGAUUGUGACAUAAGUUAUCACACCUACUGCUUGGACCCGCCACUGCAGACAGUUCCCAAAGGAGGCUGGAAGUGCAAAUGGUGUGUGUGGUGCAGACACUGUGGAGCGACAUCUGCAGGUCUGAGAUGUGAAUGGCAGAACAACUACACACAGUGUGCUCCGUGUGCAAGCCUGUCCUCCUGCCCCGUCUGCUGCCGAAACUAUAGAGAAGAAGACCUUAUUCUGCAGUGUAGACAAUGUGAUAGAUGGAUGCAUGCAGUUUGUCAAAACUUAAAUACUGAAGAGGAAGUGGAAAAUGUAGCAGACAUUGGUUUUGAUUGUAGCAUGUGCAGACCCUAUAUGCCUACAUCAAAUGUGCCUUCCUCAGACUGCUGUGAAUCUUCACUUGUAGCACAAAUUGUCACAAAAGUGAAAGAGCUAGAUGCACCCAGGACCUACACCCAGGAUGGUGUAUGUUUGACUGAAUCAGGGAUGACUCAGUUACAGAGCCUUGCAGCUACUGUUCCAAGAAGGAAGCGGUCAAAGCCAAAGUUGAAGUUGAAGAUCAUAAACCAGAACAGCGUGGCCGUGCUUCCGACGCCUCCAGACGUCCAGUCAGAGCACUCACGGGACGGCGACAUGGACGACGGUCGCGAAGGAGAACUUAUGGAUUGUGAUGGAAAAUCAGAAUCUAGUCCUGAACGGGAAGCUGUGGAUGAUGAAACUAAGGGAGUGGAAGGAACAGAGGGUGUCAAAAAGAGAAAAAGGAAACCAUACAGACCAGGUAUUGGUGGAUUUAUGGUACGACAAAGAAGUCGAACUGGGCAAGGAAAAACCAAAAGAUCUGUGAUCAGAAAAGAUUCCUCAGGCUCCAUUUCUGAGCAGUUACCUAGCAGAGAUGAUGGCUGGAGUGAGCAGUUACCAGAUACUCUAGUUGAUGAAUCUGUUUCUGUUACUGAAAACACUGAAAAAAUAAAGAAGAGAUACCGAAAAAGGAAAAAUAAGCUUGAAGAAAUUUUCCCUGCCUAUUUACAAGAAGCUUUCUUUGGAAAAGAUCUUCUAGAUACAACUAGACAAAACAGACUAAGUUUAGAUAAUCUAUCAGAAGAUACAGCUCAGCUUUCUUACAAAACAAACAUGAGCACAAAUUUCUUGGAUCCUUCCUUAGAUCCACUACUUAGUUCAUCCUCAACUCCAGCAAAACCUGGAACUCACGGCACUGCUGAUGAUCCCUUAGCCGAUAUUUCCGAAGUCUUAAACACAGAUGAUGACAUUCUUGGAAUAAUUUCAGACGACCUUGCAAAAUCAGUUGAUCAUUCAGACCUUGGUGCCGGCGUUGAUGAUCCUUCCUCUUUGCCUCAGCCAAGUGUCAAUCAGAGUUCACGACCGUUAAGUGAAGAGCAGCUCGAUGGCAUCCUCAGCCCUGAACUAGACAAAAUGGUCACAGAUGGAGCAAUUCUUGGGAAGUUAUAUAAAAUUCCAGAGCUUGGAGGAAAGGAUGUGGAGGACUUGUUUACCGCCGUGCUCAGUCCUGCAGCCACGCAGCCAGCUUCCGUACCACAGCCUCCGGCACCUCCGCUGCUGCCCGCGCACGCUCAGGAUGUCUUUUCACGGAUGCCACUCGUGAACGGCCUUAUCGGACCCAGUCCUCAUCUCGCACAUAAUUCUUUGCCUCCUGGAAGUGGACUGGGAACCUUCCCUGCUGUAGCGCAGCCCCCCUACACUGAUGCCAGGGAUAAAAAUCCAGCAUUUAAUCCAAUGGCAAGUGACCCUAAUGGCUCUUGGACAUCAUCAGCUCCCACUAUGGAAGGAGAAAAUGAUACAAUGUCAAAUGCCCAGAGAAGUACACUCAAGUGGGAGAAAGAGGAGGCCCUGGGUGAAAUGGCAACAGUAGCACCAGUUCUCUACACAAAUAUUAAUUUCCCCAACCUAAAGGAAGAAUUCCCAGACUGGACUACUAGAGUGAAGCAAAUUGCCAAGCUGUGGAGAAAAGCAAGCUCGCAGGAAAGAGCACCAUACGUGCAAAAAGCCAGAGAUAACAGAGCUGCUUUACGCAUUAAUAAAGUACAGAUGUCAAAUGAUUCCAUGAAAAGGCAGCAACAGCAAGAUAGCAUCGAUCCCAGCUCUCGUAUUGAUUCAGAUCUUUUUAAAGAUCCACUAAAGCAAAGAGAAUCGGAACAUGAACAGGAAUGGAAAUUCAGACAGCAAAUGCGUCAGAAAAGUAAGCAGCAGGCUAAGAUUGAAGCCACCCAGAAGCUGGAGCAGGUGAAGAACGAGCAGCAGCAGCAGCAGCAGCAACAACAACAACAACAGCAGCAGCAGCAGCAGCAGCAGCUGGGCCCUCAGUCUCUUCUGGGGCAGUCUGGCUCGGACACGCCAAGUGGCGGUAUCCAGAGCCCCCUGACCCCACAGCCUGGCAGCGGAAGUACGUCUCCUGCACAGCCCUUCCAUAAAGACCUGUUUGCAAAGCAGCUGCCCGGCACCCCCACUUCCGCGCCAUCAGAUGACGUGUUUGUAAAACCACAAGCUCCACCCCCUCCUCCGGCGCCGUCUCGGAUCUCCAUCCCGGAGAGUCUGUCGCAGGCUCAGGCUUCUCAGCCGCCUUCCCCACAGAUGUUUUCCCCUGGAUCUUCUAACUCCCGGCCGCCAUCUCCAGCAGAUCCUUAUGCGAAAAUGGUUGGUACCCCAAGACCACCUCCUGGGGGCCAUGGUUUUUCCAGAAGAAAUUCUGCACUGGUGGAAAACUGUGCACCUUUACCGUCCGUAUCUAGGCCCACUCAGAUGAGCGAGACAGCAGCAAGUAGGCCAUCCCCAGUCAGAGAUUUAUGUUCUUCCUCCACAGCAAGUAGUGACCCCUAUGCAAAGCCUCCAGACACACCUAGGCCUGUGAUGACAGAUCCAUUUCCCAAACCCUUAGGCCUACCCCGGUCUCCUGUAGUUCCGGAACAAACUGCAAAAGGUCCUCUAGCGUCUGGAACCAACGACCACUUUACUAAACCAUCUCCUAGGGCAGAUGGGUUUCAAAGACAACGGAUACCUGAUCCAUAUGCUCGACCCUUGUUGCCACCUGCACCUCUUGAUAGUGGUCCCAGACCUUUUAAAGCUCCAAUGCAGCCGCCCCCAUCCUCCCAGGACCCUUAUGGAUCAGUGUCACAGGCACCAAGGCGAUUGUCUGUCGACCCUUAUGAAAGGCCUGCUUUGACACCACGACCUGUAGAUAAUUUUUCUCAUACCCAGUCAAGUGAUCCAUAUAGCCAGCCUCCCGUCACCCCACAUCCGGCAAUGAAUGAAUCUUUUGCUCAUCCUUCAAGGGCGUUUUCCCAGCCUGGAACCAUAUCAAGGCCAACAUCUCAGGACCCAUAUUCCCAACCUCCAGGAACUCCACGUCCUAUUGUCGAUUCCUAUUCCCAGCCGCCAGGAACAUCUCGCUCCAAUCCAGACCCCUAUUCUCAACCUCCUGGAACUCCCCGGCCCACCACCAUCGGUCCAUAUAGUCAGCAGCCACCAGCCCCAAGGCCGUCUGCACAAGCAGACUUAUUUGUUACAUCUGCAGCUAAUCAGAGACGUUCUGACCCACGUGCUCACCCUCCUGGAACACCAAGACCUGGAAUUUCUGUUCCUUACUCUCAACCACCAGCAAUACCGAGGCCAAGGAUUUCAGAGGGUUUUACUAGGUCCUCAAUGACAAGACCAGUCCUCAUGCCAAAUCAGGAUCCUUUCCUGCAGGCAGCACAAAAUCGAGGAGCAGCCUUACCUGGCCCUUUGGUAAGGCCACCUGAUGCGUGUUCCCAAACACCCAGGCCACCUGGACCUGGUCUUUCAGACACUUUUAGCCGUGUCUCCCCAUCUGCCCCUCGUGACCCCUAUGAUCAGACUCCCAUGACUCCGAGAUCUCAGUCUGACUCUUUCGGAACAAGUCAGGUUGCUCAUGAUGUCGCUGAUCAGCCACGGCCUAAAUCAGAGGGGAGCUUCAGUGCACCUUCCAAGUCACCCAUGAAUUCUCAAGGCCAGCAGUUCUCUGGUGUGUCCCAGCUUCCCGGACCUGUACCGACCUCAGGAGUCACCGAUACACAGAGCACUGUAAACAUGUCUCAAGCAGAUACAGAGAAAUUGAGACAGCGACAGAAGUUACGUGAAAUCAUCCUCCAGCAGCAACAGCAGAAGAAGCUGGCAGGUCGACAGGAGAAAGGGUCACAGGCCCCAGGAGCAGUGCCUCAUCCGGGGCCCCUGCAGCACUGGCAGCCGGAGAGUGCCAGCCAGGCUUUUACUAGGCCUCCCCCGCCCUAUCCUGGGAGCAUCGGGUCCUCCAUUGGCCCUCCUCUAGGACCUAGAUAUGCUGCUUUCCCAAAAGACCCGCGUGGACCCUGUACUCCUGAUGUUACUGGUAUGGGGAUGAGACCUCAUGGAUUUAGAUUUGGAUUUCCAGGAGGUAGUCACAGUACCCUGUCAAGUCAGGAACGCUUCCUUGUACCUCCUCAACAAAUACAAGGAUCUGGAGUUCCUCCACAGCUGAGAAGAUCUAUGUCUGUAGAUAUGCCCAGGCCUUUAAAUAACUCACAAACGAAUAAUCCAGGUGGACUUCCUCCACAUUUUUCGCCACAGAGCCUGUCAGUUCAGCAGCACAACAUACUGGGCCAAGCAUUUAUUGAAUUGAGGCACAGGACCCCUGAUGGAAGGCCUCGGAUGCCCUUCCCUGCUUCUCCUGGCAACGUUAUAGAGGUACCUUCUCAUCCAAGACAUGGAAACUUCAUUCCCCGGCCAGACUUUCCAGGCCCUAGGCACACAGACCCUAUGAGGCGACCUUCCCAAGGUCUCCCUCAUCAGCUGCCUGUGCAUCCAAAUUUGGAACAAGUGCCACCAUCUCAGCAAGAGCAAAGCCAUCCUGUCCAUUCAUCUUCUAUGGUCAUGAGGUCUCUGAGCCACCCCUUAGGUGGUGAGUUUUCAGAGGCCCCUUUGUCAACAUCUACACCAGCUGAAACAACAUCUGAUAAUUUGCAGAUAACCACCCAGUCUUCUGGUGGUCUCGAAGAAAAGCUUGAAUCUGAUGACCCAUCUGUCAAAGAACUAGAUGUUAAAGACCUCGAGGGGGUUGAAGUCAAAGACUUAGAUGAUGAAGAUCUUGAAAAUUUAAAUCUGGAUACAGAGGAUGGCAAGGGAGAUGAAUUGGAUACUUUAGGUAACUUGGAAACUAAUGAUCCCAACCUGGAUGACCUCUUAAGGUCAGGAGAAUUUGAUAUCAUUGCAUAUACAGAUCCAGAACUUGACCUGGGAGAUAAGAAAAGCAUGUUUAACGAGGAACUGGACCUUAAUGUUCCAAUUGAUGAUAAGUUAGAUAAUCAGUGUGUAUCUGUUGAACCCCAAAAAAAGGAGCAGGAUGACAAAAGUAUGGUUCCUUCUGAUAAACAUUCUCCUUGGAAAAAAUCCACUGUCAGCAGUGAGAUUAAAACAGAAGUACUGUCUCCAGAUUCUAAAGGGGAAACCAAAUGUGAAAGUGAGAAAAGUGACGAGGGUAAAGAUACUGUUGAUGCUCCCUGCCCACAGGUGCCUGCUCAUACAGAUGCGAAUGAUGGGGAACAAGCUUCUUUGCAGUCCUGUGAUGCAGAUCCACUUGAGAAAAGAAGUAAUAGAGAAACGCCUGGCUCCAACACAAGUGUUCGUGGGUCCACUCAGCUGCCUGCUGAAGAUGUGAUAAACUCUUGCAGCAUACCUGGAUCAACUCCAGUUCUCUCAAGUUUACUUGCUAAUGAAAAAUCUGAUAAUUCAGACAUUAGGCCAUUGGGGUCUCCACCACCAACUUUGCCGGCCUCACCGUCCAGUCACGUGUCAAGUUUGCCUCCCCCUCUGAUGACACCGCCUGGUCAUGCUUUGGAUAAUACCUUGAAUUCUAAUGUGACAGUAGUCCCUAGAUUAAACCAUACUUUCCCUCAGGGUGUGCAGGUGAGUCCAGGAUUCAUUCAGGGUCAGCCAACAGUGCAUCGCAGUUUUGGAACAGGAAAGCCUGUGAAUCAGACUGUACCUCUGACAAGUCAGUCUGCUGCCAGUGGCAUGUCUGGGCCCCAGCAGCUGAUGGUCCCUCAGACAGCCGCCCCGCAGAAUAGAGAGAGGCCCCUCCUUCUGGAGGAGCAGCCUCUACUUCUGCAGGACCUUUUGGAUCAAGAGAGACAAGAACAGCAACAGCAAAGACAGAUGCAAGCCAUGAUCCGUCAGCGGUCUGAACCGUUCUUCCCUAAUAUCGAUUUUGAUGCAAUUACAGAUCCUAUAAUGAAAGCCAAAAUGGUGGCCCUUAAAGGCAUAAAUAAAGUAAUGGCACAAAACAAUAUGGGCAUGCCACCAAUGGUUAUGAACAGGUUCCCCUUUAUGGGCCAGUCGGUGACUGGAACACAGACUGGUGAUGGCCAGACUCUCCUUCCACAGGCAGUUACUCAGGAUGGCAGUAUAACACAUCAGAUUUCUAGGCCUAAUCCUCCAAAUUUUGGUCCAGGCUUUGUCAAUGACUCACAACGUAAACAGUAUGAAGAAUGGCUUCAGGAGACCCAACAGCUUCUUCAGAUGCAGCAGAAAUAUCUUGAAGAACAAAUCGGUGCACACAGGAAAUCCAAGAAGGCCCUUUCAGCUAAACAACGUACCGCCAAGAAAGCUGGGCGUGAGUUUCCAGAAGAGGAUGCAGAGCAGCUCAAGCACGUCACUGAACAGCAAAGCAUGGUUCAGAAGCAGCUAGAACAGAUUCGUAAACAACAGAAAGAGCAUGCCGAGUUGAUUGAAGAUUACCGGAUCAAGCAGCAGCAGCAGUGCGCCAUGGCCCCGCCCACCGUGAUGCCAGGUGUCCAGCCCCCGCUGCCCCUGGUGCCAGGUGCCGCCCCGCCCCCCAUGAGCCAGCCCAGCUUCCCCAUGGCGCCACUGCAGCUACAGCACCAGCAGCACACCACGGUCAUUCCCGGCCACACGAGCCCUGCGGGAACGCCCAGUUUGCCCAGUUUCCCUGGGUGGCAGCCUCCCGGUGCUCCUUCCCGCCCCCCCCUCAACCCUCCUAGGAUUCAGCCUCCAGUGGCCCAGUUACCAAUAAAAACUUGCCCCCCAGCCCCAGGGGCAGUGUCAAAUGCAAAUCCACAGAGUGGACCGCCACCACGGGUGGAAUUCGAUGACAAUAACCCCUUUAGUGAAAGUUUUCAAGAACGGGAACGUAAGGAACGUUUACGAGAACAGCAGGAGAGACAACGAAUCCAGCUCAUGCAAGAAGUAGACAGACAGAGAGCUUUGCAGCAGAGGAUGGAAAUGGAGCAGCACGGCAUGAUGGGCUCAGAACUAAGCAGCAGGACACCUGUGUCCCAGAUUCCAUUCUACACUUCUGACCUUCCUUGUGAUUUUACGCAACCUCCAAGACCCCUUCAGCAGCCUCCACCGCAGCAACAGCCAGCGGGGCCGGUUUUACAGCAGCAGAACCUACAGCAAGGGUCUAUUAAUUCACCGCCCACCCCAAAUUUCAUGCAAACCAAUGAGCGAAGGCAGAUGGGACCUCCCUCAUUUGUUCCUGACUCACCGUCAGUUCCUGGUGGAAGCCCAAAUUUCCAUUCUGUGAAGCCGGUACAUGGAGGUGUUCCUGGGGCCAGCUUCCAGCAGUCCCCGGUGAGGCCUCCUUUUACACCCACUUUACCUGCGGCACCUCCAGUGGCUAAUAGCAGUCUCCCCUGUGGCCAAGACCCGGCUGUAAGCCGUGGACAGAGUUACCCAGGAUCAGCCCCGUCUCUCAUUCAGCUGUAUUCUGAUAUAAUCCCGGAAGAGAAAGGGAAAAAGAAGAGAACAAGAAAGAAGAAGAAAGACGACGAUGCGGAAUCUACCAAGGCACCUUCUACUCCCCAUUCAGACAUAACUGCUCCACCAACCCCGGGUGUCUCGGAAGCUGCCUCUGCUCCCGCAGUGAACACACCUGGCGAGCUCCCUCAGCAAGGAGAACCCGAGGCAGCGGAACCGGGCGGCCUAUCACCUCCUGACCCGGCAGCGGGCCCACUGCACACAGAGCCAGAGAAUGAACUGCCCAGUGGUGACUUCGCACGAGGAACCCCAGGUCAACAGACCUGUGCGAGUUCAGAGGUGGAUAAGCGCCCCAUUGAUGCGCCUGCCCCCACUGGGGAGAUGAAACUGGAGUCAGCUGAGCCGGAGCAGCGCCCGGGCCCAGAUGGGCCUGAACUGGAGGAGCGCCCUGGGGAUCGGGCCAAAGAAAGGGCUGUGGCCGGCGCUUCCUGCCCGGGGCAGAGUCCUCCCCGACCUGCCGGCGCUCCUGCUGCCAAAGGAGAUUCAGGCAAUGAGCUUCUAAAGCACCUGCUGAAAAAUAAAAAGGCAUCUUCCCUUUUAAAUCAAAACCCGGAAGGGAGUUUUUGUUCAGAAGAUGACGGUACGAAGGAUAACAAACUGGUUGAGAGGCAGAAUCCAGCUGACGUGCAAACUUUGGGGGCUCAAGUGCAAGGUGGUUUUGGAUGUGGCAACAGCCAGUUGCCAAAAACAGAUGGAGGAAGUGAAACCAAGAAACAGCGAAGCAAAAGGACUCAGAGGACCGGAGAGAAGGCAGCACCUCGGUCGAAGAAAAGGAAAAAGGAAGAAGAGAAACAAGCGAUGUUCUCUGCCACCGACACCUUUACCCACCUGAAGCAGCAGAAUAAUUUAAGUAAUCCUCCAACACCCCCUGCCUCUCUUCCUCCUACACCACCUCCUAUGGCUUGUCCGAAGAUGGCAAAUGGUUUUGCAACAACUGAAGAACUUGCUGGAAAAGCUGGAGUAUUAGUGAGCCAUGAAGUUACCAAAAGCCUAGGACCUAAACCAUUUCACCUGCCGUUCAGACCACACGAUGACUUGUUGGCCAGAGCGAUUGCUCAAGGCCCAAAGACAGUGGACGUUCCUGCUUCACUCCCAACACCGCCUCAUAAUAAUCAGGAGGAAUUAAGGACACAGGACCAUGGGGGUGACCGGGACACCCCUGACAGUGUUGUGCCCUCGUCCUCUCCUGAGAGUGUGGUCGGCAUGGAAGUGAGCAGAUACCCAGACCUGUCCCUGGUCAAAGAGGAGCCUCCGGAGCCCGUGCCAUCCCCCAUCAUUCCAAUCCUCCCGAGCGGCACCGGGAAAGGGUUGGAAUCUAGAAGGAAUGACAUCAAAACUGAGCCGGGCACUUUAUUUUUCACGUCACCUUUUGGUGCAUCCCCAAAUGGUCCCCGAUCGGGUCUCAUAUCUGUGGCAAUCACUCUGCAUCCUACAGCUGCUGAGAACAUUAGCAGUGUUGUGGCUGCGUUCUCCGACCUCCUCCACGUUCGGAUCCCUAACAGCUACGAGGUUAGUAAUGCUCCAGAUGUUCCAUCCGUGGGUUUGGUCAGUAGCCACAGAGUAAACCCAGGUUUGGAGUAUCGACAGCGUUUAUUUCUUCGUGGGCCUCCACCAGGAUCUGCAAACCCUCCCAGACUAGCCAGCUCUUACCACCUGAAGCAGCCUACUGUGCCCUUCCCUCCAGCAAGCAAUGGCCUUUCUGGGUGCGCGGGCACUAGUCACGGUGUCACAGAAAGUGCGGCUCUCAGGCCACAGUGGUGCUGCCACUGUCACGUCGUCGUUCUGGGCCACGGCGUGAGGAAGCCGGCCAGAGACCCGGCCUUUGUGAGCAAGGGCUCCCGAGACAGCUCCAGCAGAGCAGAGAAGGACAUUGUCUUCUGUAGUAACAACUGCUUUAUUCUCUAUUCAUCAGCUGCACAAGCAAAAACCUCAGAAAGCAAGGAAUCCGUUCCUUCAUUGCCACACUCGCCUGUAAAAGAGACGCCUUCCAGAGCAUUUCAUCAGUACAGUAACAACAUCUCCACUUUAGACGUGCACUGUCUGCCGCAGCUCCAGGAAAAAGCUUCGCCCCCAGCGUCACCGCCCAUCACUUUCCCUGCUGCUUUUGAAGCAGCCAAAGUGGAGGCAAAGCCAGAUGAGCUUAAGGUAACGGUCAAGUUAAAGCCUCGGCUAAGAACUGUCCACGGUGGGUUUGAAGACUGUAGGCCGAUCACUAAAAAGUGGAGAGGGCUGAAGUGGAAGAAGUGGAGCGUCCACAUCGUGGUCCCCAAGGGGACCUUCACACCCCCCUGUGAAGAUGAAAUUGACGAAUUUCUGAAGAACCUGGGCACUUCCCUGAAACCCGAUCCUGUGCCCAAGGACUAUCGGAAGUGUUGCUUCUGUCACGAAGAAGGCGAUGGGUUGACAGACGGACCGGCGAGGCUGCUCAACCUCGACUUGGACCUGUGGGUCCACUUGAACUGUGCCCUGUGGUCCACGGAGGUGUACGAGACCCAGGCUGGUGCCUUAAUAAACGUGGAGCUGGCCCUGAGGAGAGGCCUGCAGAUGAAAUGUGUCUUCUGCCAUAAGAUGGGGGCCACCAGCGGGUGUCACAGAUUUCGAUGCACCAACAUUUAUCACUUUACUUGCGCCAUUAAAGCACAAUGCAUGUUUUUUAAAGAUAAAACUAUGCUUUGUCCCAUGCACAAACCAAAGGGAAUUCACGAGCAGGAAUUAAGUUACUUUGCCGUCUUCAGGAGGGUCUACGUGCAGCGUGAUGAGGUACGACAGAUCGCCAGCAUCGUGCAGCGGGGAGAGCGCGACCACACCUUCCGUGUGGGAAGCCUCAUCUUCCACACUAUCGGCCAGCUGCUUCCACAGCAGAUGCAAGCGUUCCACUCUCCCAAAGCACUCUUCCCCGUGGGCUACGAAGCCAGCCGGCUCUACUGGAGCACGCGCUACGCCAGCCGCCGCUGUCGCUACCUGUGCUCCAUCGAGGAGAAGGGCGGGCGCCCCGUGUUCGUCAUCAGGAUCGUGGAGCAGGGCCACGACGAUCUCGUCUUGAGUGACACCUCACCCAAAGGUGUUUGGGAUAAGAUUUUGGAGCCUGUGGCAUGUGUGAGAAAAGAGUCGGAAAUGCUGCAGCUCUUCCCAGCCUACUUAAAAGGGGAGGAUCUCUUCGGCUUGACCGUCUCUGCGGUGGCGCGGAUCGCGGAAUCACUCCCUGGGGUUGAGGCGUGUGAAAACUACACCUUCCGAUACGGCCGGAACCCUCUCAUGGAGCUGCCCCUGGCCGUCAACCCCACAGGUUGUGCCCGUUCUGAACCUAAAAUGAGUGCCCAUGUCAAGAGGUUUGUGUUAAGGCCUCACACCCUGAACAGCACCAGUGCCUCCAAGUCGUUCCAGAGCACAGUCACCGGGGAGCUGAGCGCACCUUACAGCAAGCAGUUUGUCCACUCCAAGUCGUCGCAGUACCGCAAGAUGAAAACCGAGUGGAAGUCCAACGUGUACCUGGCCCGGUCUCGGAUUCAGGGGCUGGGCCUGUACGCCGCUCGGGACAUCGAGAAGCACACCAUGGUCAUCGAGUACAUCGGGACCAUCAUCCGGAACGAAGUCGCCAACAGAAAGGAAAAGCUUUACGAGUCCCAGAACCGAGGCGUGUACAUGUUCCGCAUGGACAACGACCACGUGAUCGACGCCACGCUCACGGGAGGGCCUGCAAGGUACAUCAACCACUCGUGCGCGCCUAACUGUGUGGCCGAGGUGGUGACUUUCGAGCGAGGACACAAGAUCAUCAUCAGCUCCAGCCGGAGGAUCCAGAAGGGAGAAGAGCUUUGCUAUGACUAUAAGUUUGACUUUGAGGACGACCAGCACAAGAUCCCCUGUCACUGUGGCGCCGUGAACUGCCGGAAGUGGAUGAACUGA